Molecule: messenger RNA, 2819 nt
Organism: Bubalus bubalis (water buffalo)
Lineage: Eukaryota; Metazoa; Chordata; Mammalia; Artiodactyla; Bovidae
Gene: HAUS3
Product: HAUS augmin like complex subunit 3
Exons: 6
Coding region: 946-2643 (565 amino acids)
Biological process (GO): spindle assembly; centrosome cycle
Cellular component (GO): mitotic spindle; HAUS complex; centrosome
Source: RefSeq, a predicted model, not a curated record
UGGAAAACAGCGUUCGUCAUGAGACUGAGAGGCGAGAAGUCUGCUCGGCGACUUCGUCCACGCUCACUCUGGACGGCAGCGCGGCGCCCGGGCCCGCGGAGGAUCGGACGCCCCGGCCACCAGUCGGGCGGGCGACAGGGCGGAGCUGGCUCUGCUGCGCGCUCGCGACCCUAAGAGGCCGAGACGGAACACCGGCUCCUCAGAGGAGGCGGACGGAGGCCUGCGUGCAAGGCGUUCCUCUAGGAGACCCCCGCUGAGGCAGGGAGCCAAUCAGCUCUCUCCUUGCUGGUAGACGUCACGACCGGGCCCCGCCUCUUCCGCUAUUGCGCCUGCGCAGGCGGUCGCCUACCAGCCGGGUUUUGGUCCUUUGCGCGGGAGUGGCCGUCCCGUGAGGCCUUGCGAGGUUGGGCGGCGGCGGGCUUCUGAGGGGCGCGAGCCGAGCUUCCUGAGGAAUUGACCCGCUUAAGGUUUGUGCAGUUUGUCGCGCCGACUGGGCCGUCUCUGUGGACGAAUAUUUUAUUGACGCGCACACCGAUCGUUCAUCGCUGAAUGACACAGAAUCGCAGAGUGCCGCAGAUUUCAGGGUCCCUCCUCUGAACCUCUUGUUCCCGUCGCUGGAGUUCGCAGCGUGGAUUAUUCAGUGGUCCCUUUGCUGAAAAUAACAAACGCCUGAAAUACCUGUAUUUAAGGACUGCUCAGUCCUUUGGUUCAAGUCGGCGGUGGUUCUUAAGCCUCGUUUUCUCUGCACUAGGUUGGUCGUGUCUGACUUUGGUUUUUGCGUGAAUGCGGCAGUCAUUCAGGAUAAAUUAUUAUAGAUUCUAAAAAUAUUUUUCCCCCUUCUCUAUGGACUUAACAUAAAAUUAGUUUUGUAUGUAGUUGGACUUAUUUUCUAAAUAUCAACACCAUUAUAACCUUAUCAGUUACAAAAUUUUGGGUAGUUAAAUCAUGAGCUGUGGAAAAGAAUUUGUAGAAACAUUAAAAAAAAUUGAUUAUCCCAAAGCUGAUAUUCUUAAUGGGGAAGAUUUUGACUGGUUGUUUGUUGAAAAUGAACCAUUUUUGAAGUGGUUUUGUGGGAAUGUGAAUGAACAGAACAUAUUGUCUGAAGAGGAAUUGGAAGCUUUUAGCGUUCUUCAAAAAUCAGGCAAGCCCAUCCUAGAAGGAGCAGCAUUAGAUGAAGUUCUUAAAACCUGUAAAACUUCUGAUUUGAAGACACCUACCUUGAAUGACAAAGAGCUAGAGAAAUUAGAGGAUGAGGUUCAAACUCUGCAGAAAUUAAAGAACCUAAAAAUUCAGCGACGUAAUAAAUGCCAGCUGAUGGCUUCAGUAACUAGUCACAAAUCUCUGAGGUUAAAUGCUAAAGAAGAAGAAACCAAUAAAAAGCUGAAACAGAGUCAAGGAAUUCUAAAUGCUACAAAUAACAAGAUCAGUAAUGAACUUCACACUCUUACUGAUGGAGUUGCAAAGUUAAUGAUGUUCUUCAGACGGUCUAAUUUGGAUCAAGGAACAAAUCCACUGGUGUUUUUAUCUCAGUUUUCAUUGCAAAACUAUCUAAGCCAAGAAGAGCAAAGUACGGCAGCAUUAACCUUAUAUACCAAAAAACAGUUCUUUCAGGGUAUACAUGAAGUAGUUGAAAGUUCAAAUGAAGAAAAUUUUCAACUUUUAGAUAUGCAGGCACCAUCUAUUUGUGAUAAUCAAGAAGUUCUUGAGGAGAGACGGCUAGAAAUGGGUAGGAUGCAGCUGGCAUACAUUUGUGCUCAACAUCAGUUAAUUCACUUGAAAGCAAAUAAUUUGAGCCUAAAGUCAAGUAUAAAGUGGGCAGAGGAGAAUCUUCAUAGCCUCACUAGCAAGGCUCUUGGCAAAGAUAAUUUAGAUGCUAAAAUUUCUAGCUUGAACAGUGAAAUUCUGAAACUUGAAGAACAAAUCACUCAUAUAAAAGACAAAAUUUUGCCUGCUAUGGUAAAAGAGAAUGCCCAGUUAUUGAAUAUGCCAGUUGUAAAGGGAGAUUUUGAUCGACAGAUUGCUAAACAAGACUAUUACACAGAAAGACAAGAGUUGGUUUUAAAUCAGUUGAUAAAGCAAAAGGCAUCAUUUGAACUUCUUCAUCUAUCAUAUGAAAUUGAAUUGAGAAAGCAUUGGGACAUAUAUCGUCAGCUGGAAAACUUGGUUCACCUACUUAAUCAAAGUAAUUUGAUGUUCCACCAGCGAUUAGAAAUGCUAACAGAUCCAUCAGUAUCUCAGCAGAUAAAUCCAAGGAAUACCAUUGAUACCAAGGAUUAUUCUACUCAUAGGCUUUAUCAACUUUUAGAAGGAGAGAAUAAGAAAAAAGAAUUGUUUAUAACCCAUGGAAACCUGGAAGAAGUAGCUGAGAAAUUAAAACAGGAUGUUUCUUUGGUACAAGAGCAGUUGGCAGUAUCUGCUCAAGAACAUUCUUUCUUUCUGUCCAAACUAAACAGUGAUGUGAACAUGCUUUGUGAAGCUUUGUAUCAAGGAGGAAAUCAGCUUUUGCUUAGUGAUCAGGGUCACGCAUGUCCAUGGCAAACAGCCCAGCGCCAGAAAGAAGGCAGGACGAGGCCAGAGCUGUCAGCCCCCGGGACCGAAAGCCCUAUUGGUUGCUUGCGUCUUCCCUCCGGUGCCCAAGAGUGAAGACCUGGUUGUAAUAAGGAGGCAUUUAUCGGGGGUUGGUUUGGGGUGUGCAGCCCAGAUCCAAGCACUGGACCUGUGAGCUGCAGCCUACAAGGUGCGGGCUUAGAGAGGCAGCAUGUGGCUUGCUGACAGAAAAUGCUUCCCAAGGAUCUGGAUCGGAGCUGGAAGAAGCUAAG